AUAUGCACAUUCUCCAGCUCUGCACUAAACUCAGAUACACAGUCGGCGAAUGCAACCGUGGAUUUGGAAGUUUCAACUGUUGACACCAAGGCAUCCCGAUCUGUACACCAAAGACCCGAACUGAAGGAAUCACGAAGAGAAGCGAGUGGAUCAUAUCUAAACGCAAAGGCUCACCCACAGUCUUUGCCAAGUUUGACGAUACCAGAAUUGGUGCGUACACUUGGUAUUGCUGGUGCCAGUACAUUUGGCCGGCUCAGCUUUCGCACAGCAAAGCGCAUACUGUACGGGCUUCAAAGGAGAUUUGAGAGGCAGAAACUCGAAUAUCAAGCGGUAAUGUCAAAUUGUCGUAGGCAGGGUUCCCUAAGAGAACGGGACAAUGUCAGAAUCAGUAAAGCUAUCACUAGCAAGAAUCACAACUCUAGAGGAAAAGCCACUACGCAUAUAAGAAAACAGAGAGAGGUGAAACCUAGCCCCAAGGUAAAAAAGUCAAAAGCAACCUUGAUCCGCAGAUUAGCCAUCCCAACCGAGCACGAUCCCGAAGCACUCAGCAAAACAUUCCGUAUCCUAGCCUUCCAAACCGCCCGUCUAGCAGAAGAAGCCGGUGCAACCCUCGCCAGCAUCCAACCCCACCGAUUGCGUACACAAAUCCAGCCCCGACACGCCCGCCGCCUUUAUGCUCCCCGCCGCAGGAAAUUCGGCACAAAAAUCCGCUACCACAAGAGCAAUGUUGGCGCAGACCCCACGACAAGACGAUCUCGCUUUGAGCGCAAGUCCUUACCCGUAAAACGCAAUCUCAUACCCAAGCAGCGCAAGCCCACGAUCAAGAAACAUACUUUACAGCCUAGAGUGAGGCGUGUGAGGCCCCCCGUCUCCAUCAAACGCCAUGAAUCCUUCUUCAUAGGGACGAUACGGUAUCCCGAUGGUGCGAGGGCGAAACUCAAACGCCGUGUGCCAUCUCGCUCGCGUGACGAGGCUGCGCGGGGGAGGACGAGGGGCGCGGUGCUGAGACGGGUGCCGCUGGAGUGGCGGGCUACUGGUGCGGCGGUGGCGGUUAAACGGAGGGAGGAGGCGAGGCGGCUGGCGGCUACGGUGGAAGGGUGGCUUGGUGGUGGAGGUGAAGCUAAGAAGUGA
Bipolaris maydis ATCC 48331 is the source of this 1131-nucleotide messenger RNA. The record is from RefSeq and is a predicted model, not a curated record. NCBI's taxonomy places the organism in Eukaryota, Fungi, Ascomycota, Dothideomycetes, Pleosporales, Pleosporaceae.